AUGGAGAUCGAUUUAGCGCCGAUUAAUCGGUGCUCCAAGGAGCACCAGAAGAUUUACCAAGAAUGGUUUUCCUUUGCUGAUUCAGAUGGAGAUGGGCGUCUCACAGGAAAUGACGCUACGAAGUUCUUUAAUAUGUCUAAUUUGCCUCGUGAAGAUUUAAAGCAGGUGUGGGCAAUUGCAGAUUCCAAAAGGGAAGGCUUUCUUGGAUAUAAAGAAUUUAUUACUGCAAUGCAGCUAAUCUCUUUGGCACAAGCUGGACAUACUCUCACCAGUGACAUUAUAAAUGUUGGAGGUGACUUUGAAAACUUGCAACCUCCAGCCAUGGAAAGCCUUGAUGCACGCUUAGCAAAGAAGCGUAAAUCUAAAAAGGAAUCUGAUCAGAAUGGUAGUCCUCAAUUACAAUCUUCAACAUCGGCUAAUUGGUUUACUUCUUCAAAAUCUGCAAAGAAGUUGAACUCUGUCACUUCGAUAAUGGAUGGCCUGAAAAAGUUGUAUGUUCAGAAACUGAAGCCCCUGGAAGUAACAUAUCAGUUUAAUGACUUUGUUUCUCCAUUAUUGGGAAAUAGUGACUUUGAUGCUAAGCCAAUGGUAAUGCUUUUGGGUCAGUACUCUACUGGGAAAACAACAUUCAUUAAACAUUUGCUGGGAAGUAGUUAUCCUGGAGCUCACAUUGGACCAGAGCCAACGACAGAUAGAUUUGUGGUUGUCAUGAAUGGACCUGAUGAAAGAAGUGUUCCUGGAAACACCAUUGCAGUUCAAGCAGACAUGCCAUUCAGUGGCCUGACAACUUUCGGAACUGUAUUUUUGUCAAAAUUUGAGUGUUCCCAGAUGCCCCAUCCAUUACUGGAGCAUAUUACGCUGGUUGAUACUCCAGGAGUUCUAUCUGGUGAAAAACAAAGAUCACAGAGGAGCUACGACUUUACUGGCGUAACAUCUUGGUUUGCCGCUAAGUGCGAUCUCAUCCUUCUUUUGUUUGAUCCUUACAAACUCGAUAUCAGUGAUGAAUUUAAGCGCGUCAUUUCAUCUCUCCGUGGUCAUGAUGAUAAGAUACGCGUGGUUUUGAACAAGGCUGACCAAGUUGAUACACAGCAACUUAUGCGGGUAUAUGGAGCAUUAAUGUGGUCCCUUGGGAAAGUGUUGAAUACUCCUGAAGUUAUGCGUGUUUAUAUUGGCUCAUUUAAUGAUAAGCCUCUAAAUGCUGCCACUGGUCCGAUGGGGCAAGAACUUUUCGAGAAAGAACAAGAUGACCUUCUUACUGAUUUGAAAAACAUACCAAAAAGGGCUUGUGAUCGUCGUAUAAAUGAAUUCGUAAAACGUGCUCGGGCUGCCAAGAUACAUGCUUGUAUUAUUAGUCAUUUGAAAAAGGAGAUGCCAGUAAUGAUGGGCAAAGCAAAGGCCCAACAGCGACUUAUCGAUAAUAUAGACAUUGAAUUUGCGAAGGUUCAACGGGAACAUCAUCUACCUGCUGGGGAUUUUCCAAACGUUGAACACUUUCGAGAGGUCUUGAAUCUCUACAACAUCGAUAAGUUUGAGAAGUUGAAACCUAAAAUGAUUCAAUCCACUGAUGACAUGCUUGGACAUGACAUCCCUAAACUUUUAAAGAAUUUCCGGAAUCCAUAUGAUUAG
This is a messenger RNA of Fraxinus pennsylvanica, 1626 nucleotides long. NCBI's taxonomy places the organism in Eukaryota, Viridiplantae, Streptophyta, Magnoliopsida, Lamiales, Oleaceae. The record is from the annotation of a GenBank genome assembly.